Messenger RNA from Arabidopsis arenosa, 1843 nucleotides. The record is from the annotation of a GenBank genome assembly. Lineage: Eukaryota; Viridiplantae; Streptophyta; Magnoliopsida; Brassicales; Brassicaceae.
AUGAGACGAGUCAGUCACAGUGCGUUGUUGUGUUGUUGUCUAUCAGUGAAUCAACGCCGGGAAGCUUUAUCAGGGGGUUGGUGCGUUGAAUUUGUGGAUCAAGAAAGUAUGCAACUUCAAUGCAAAACCCUAACUUUUACAGUUUCUUCGAUUCCUUCUAACCCAAAGCUACCACCAUUACCAUCUUCAAUCACUUUACGGUCAUGGAAUCCUCCAUUCCCGAGUUUCAGGAGCUCCUCUGUUUCCGGAGCAAAGCUGAACAGGUUUUUAAGAAACUGUGCAAGUCCGAAUCAGGAGCUUGUUGUUGAUGGAGAAACCGGAAAUGGGUCGAUUUCGGAGGAAGUGAAUGAGCUCCAAGGAGAUACAAAUGGUUCGAUUUCGCCGGUUGAAGUGGAAGUAGAAGAAGUGAAAGUAGAUGACUUGGCGAAUCAGAGUAUUUGGGGACAGAUGAAAGAGAUCGUCAUGUUUACCGGACCUGCUGCGGGAUUGUGGCUCUGUGGGCCGUUGAUGAGUCUUAUUGAUACGGCGGUGAUUGGUCAAGGAAGCUCACUCGAACUCGCUGCUUUAGGUCCCGCAACCGUAAUCUGUGAUUAUUUGUGUUAUACGUUCAUGUUCCUCUCAGUUGCGACUUCAAAUCUUGUUGCUACCUCUCUUGCUCGGCGGGAUAAAGAUGAAGUACAACAUCAGAUAUCAAUCUUGCUUUUCAUUGGGUUGGCUUGUGGAGUCACGAUGAUGGUGUUUACAAGACUGUUCGGUUCAUGGGCACUAACUGCUUUUACAGGGGUAAAGAAUGCCGACAUUGUCCCGGCGGCCAAUACAUAUGUUCAGAUUCGUGGUUUAGCAUGGCCAGCUGUUCUCAUUGGAUGGGUUGCUCAAAGUGCAAGUCUUGGUAUGAAAGACUCAUGGGGACCUCUAAAGGCAUUGGCUGUUGCUAGUGCAAUAAACGGUGUUGGUGAUGUGGUCUUAUGCACCUUUCUAGGAUAUGGUAUAGCAGGUGCAGCUUGGGCAACGAUGGUGUCACAAGUUGUUGCAGCUUAUAUGAUGAUGGACGCAUUGAACAAGAAAGGAUACAGCGCAUUCUCAUUCUGUGUUCCCUCUCCAAGUGAACUUUUGACGAUUUUUGGACUCGCUGCCCCUGUCUUUAUAACUAUGAUGUCAAAGGUUUUGUUCUAUACUCUCCUUGUGUACUUUGCUACAUCAAUGGGUACAAGUAUCAUAGCUGCUCAUCAGGUUAUGCUUCAGACUUAUACCAUGAGUACGGUUUGGGGGGAGCCUCUCUCUCAAACUGCACAGUCCUUUAUGCCUGAGUUAUUAUUCGGAAUCAACCGUAAUUUGCCUAAAGCUAGAAUGCUUCUGAAGUCACUUGUUAUCAUCGGCGCUACGCUAGGAAUAGUGGUCGGAACCAUUGGCACAGCAGUUCCAUGGCUGUUCCCUGGCAUCUUCACACAGGACAAGGUUGUCAUAUCCGAGAUGCACAAGGUCAUAAUACCGUAUUUUCUUGCUUUAUCCAUCACUCCGAGUACCCACAGUCUUGAAGGCACCUUACUGGCUGGAAGAGAUCUUAGAUAUAUCAGCUUGUCAAUGACUGGAUGCUUAGCGGUUGCUGGGCUUCUACUUAUGCUUCUGAGCAAUGGAGGAUUUGGUUUGAGAGGCUGCUGGUACGCUCUCGUGGGAUUCCAAUGGGCUCGGUUUUCUCUAUCUCUUUUCCGCCUUCUAUCGCGGGACGGUGUACUGUACUCGGAAGAUACAAGCCGAUACACUGAGAAAGUGAAAGCUGCGUAACUCAGUAAGUCACCAUAUACCUCACAAGAAAAAGUAUAAGGAAUAGAGAACAACUUCAUUC